Messenger RNA from Cooperia oncophora, 450 nucleotides. NCBI's taxonomy places the organism in Eukaryota, Metazoa, Nematoda, Chromadorea, Rhabditida, Trichostrongylidae. The record is from the annotation of a GenBank genome assembly.
AUGGAAACUGUCAUUCCUAAAGACCGUCCUGUUCCAAAACCUAGUCCUGUUCCGAAACCGAAUCUCCCGGUUGUGUCCAACAAUUCAUCCUCGUCAUCAUUCGAAAAGGGCAUGAUAAGAAAAUCAGCAUUGGAAAGCAGCUUGACCCGUAAACCAGCAUUCGAAAGUGGCAUGAUCCGUAAAGAAGAGCAAGGUAUCCGUAAAGAACAUCAAGAACGCAGCGAGUCUACCUCACAAGCAAAUUUGGCAAACAAUGAUGAGCAAGAAAAAAUGGAAAGGAUCAAGGCUGAACUGGCAAGAAUGAAGCGCGAGGACGAAAAAGCAUAUGAACUGCUUUUGGACGUAGUAAAUGCUACGAUGGAUCCAACCAGUGGAGGAAAGGAAGCGUCUGUCUUAGCAGACUCUUCACCAGCUAUAAGAAACCUGUCGACGAACAAAUUGUUUGUUUAA